Molecule: messenger RNA, 404 nt
Organism: Pectinophora gossypiella (pink bollworm)
Lineage: Eukaryota; Metazoa; Arthropoda; Insecta; Lepidoptera; Gelechiidae
Product: cuticle protein 16.5-like
Exons: 2
Coding region: 48-404 (118 amino acids)
Source: RefSeq, a predicted model, not a curated record
UUAACACACGCCUUAUUCUCUUGAGCAGUCACUGCAACCCAAGCACAAUGAUCGCCAAAUUCGUUAUUGUCCUAGCUCUGGCUGUCGCUGCCAGCGCGAGUGUAGUUCCAGUGGCCGCCGCCCCGGCCGCGCUGGUAGCCCCGGCCGUCGCCCCCGUGGCGGCGGCAUACGGCGUCGCCCCCUAUGCUAGCUCAUACUCGGCCCAUGCCGUGAACCAUGCCGUAGCCACUCCUGUGGUCGCUCCAGCUCCGGUAGUUGCCGCUGCUCCAGUUGUAGCUCCCGCUCGCUUUGUCGCCCCCGCGGCGCCUUACGUAGCCGCCCCCGUCGCUCCCGCCGCUCCACUAGUCGCCCCCGCCGCGCCCGUCGUCGCGGCGCGAUACUUCUCAUCCCCCUACUACUUUUAA